Salvia hispanica is the source of this 2369-nucleotide messenger RNA. Its product is annotated as rust resistance kinase Lr10-like. Lineage: Eukaryota; Viridiplantae; Streptophyta; Magnoliopsida; Lamiales; Lamiaceae. Gene Ontology annotation, molecular function: polysaccharide binding; protein kinase activity; ATP binding. The record is from RefSeq and is a predicted model, not a curated record. Gene Ontology annotation, biological process: protein phosphorylation.
ACAACUCAUCCAAGCCUCAUCUUCCUCAAUCUCUCACUCCAUAUAUUGUUCAACCCUUGUGAUGCGAAUUGCUCUCCUGCCUCCUGCGGCAUCAUCCACAAUAUCAGCCUCCCUUUCCACCUCAAAGGCAACAAGUGCGGUGAUCCAAGAUUUGAAUUAGCAUGUGAAAAUAAUGUGACCUCAGUCUCUCUUAAUUCACAAAAAUACUAUGUCAAAGCCAUCACCUACAGCAACGACACUGGCUACCUAAACAACUCCAUUAGGCUGGUCGAUGCUUCCAUAAACAAUAACGACAUCUGCUCGUUUCCUGCCUUUUCUACAGUUUCCUAUGACUUCUCAUAUCUUCCUUACGGAUUCCCAAUUUGUUCUGGCCCUCCUCCCUAUAAUUGUAAACCCUUCCUUAUUAACUUUAUAAGCUGCCCAACUUCCUUGAGGAAUUCAUCCCUUUUUACUGAUAUCACUACUCAUUGCAUCUCUAACUCAUCCCAUCACAGAUAUAUCAGGGUCGGCCGCAUGAAGGUCUCAGAGGUGCCAUACACCUGUAGACUAGACCUCAAAGCGAUGACAUCCUUGGAUUUUAAGGAUUUGAACAACGUUUCGCUUUCACAAAUCCACGAGUCCCUCUUGUAUGGAUUUGAACUCACCUUCUGCCACAGCAGUUGUGGAGGAGGGGGACCACCCAAAAUCUUAGGAAUUUUGUGGUAUCUCAUAAUUCCUUUUGCCAUUCUUGGUAUGUUAUGUGCAUUUGUAAGCCCUCCUGUAUUUGCCAUCCUUGGAUUCGCCACUGUGUCACUACUCUCAUAUGAUAUAGUUGGUAUUUUCAAUGUAAUUAUAUAUUACGAUCCGGAGAUCCACCAAAUGAACUACCAGUACUCAUCAUCGUUUGUUACUCAUCUCAUGACAGAGCUCAUCAUCGUGUUACCAAGAGUUAUCAUUUUUCUGUUCGUGUCGUGGUUUUUGAUCUACAAAUUUCGAAGAAGGCAUUUGUCUGAAUAUAGUAUAAUAGAAUCCUACCUUCAAAGUGACAACAAACUAUUACCAAUCAGAUAUUCAUAUUCAGACAUAAAGAGAAUGACAAGAGGUUUCCAAGAAAAAUUAGGUGAAGGAGGUUAUGGUUGUGUUUACAAAGGAAAGUUUCGAAGUGGGCAUGAUGUAGCAAUAAAAAUGUUGGGAAACGCCGGAGGAAGUGGGAGCGACUUUAUGAAUGAAAUAGCAACUAUUGGAAGGAUACAUCAUGUCAAUGUGGUCAAAUUAGUUGGAUAUGUUGUAGAAGACUCCAAGCGUGGCCUCAUAUUUGAUUUCAUGCCCAAUGGUUCUCUUGAUAAGUAUCUCUUGAAUCAAGAAAGAAUGAGUUCCUUAAACUGGGCUACAAAGUUUGAUAUUGCAGUUGGAAUAGCGCGAGGGCUCGAAUAUUUACAUCGAGGGUGUGGCAUCCAAAUUCUUCAUUUUGAUAUCAAGCCCCAUAACAUACUCCUCGACCAUAACUUCAUUCCCAAAAUAUCUGAUUUCGGGCUAGCAAAGUUAUGCUCCGUAGAGAAGGAGACAGUGACCUUAAUUGCUGCUAGAGGAACUAUAGGGUAUGUUGCUCCAGAACUCAUCAACAGAGGUAUUGGCAGAGUAUCUUCCAAGGCGGACGUGUAUAGUUUUGGGAUGUUGUUGAUCGAAAUGGUGGGGUUAAACAGAGAGUUGAGAGGAAAUAACGAUGAUUCUACAAAAUAUUUCCCAUAUUGGAUAUAUGACCACAUCAACCAAGGUGAGGAGAUUGAAAUUGAAAAGGUGGAGCAAAACAAUAACACUGAUGAGAAUGAGGUUAUUCGGAAGAUGACAAUAGUUGCAUUAUGGUGUAUACAGAUGAGUCCAGAUAACCGUCCAUCAAUGAAUCAAGUAUUGGGUAUGUUAGAAUCUGAUGUUGAACAACUGCAGAUUCCAAAGAUUCCACCAUCACAACCAAACCAAAUUACAGGAAAUAAGGAAGAGAGUUGGCUUACAGAUGCAACUGAUUCUGCAUCUUUGCUCCAUCAUAACAAUUCUAGCAACUUUGAGAUUACUUUUGCAUAAACCUCUACAUCCCAAUCUUUCUGCCGCCAUCCAUCUCUUCUUCGAAUGAUCAUGGAAAUUAAUUUAUGCAAUAUGUAAGCUUUACUGUUGUGUUUAAAUGGUCAGCGCACAAUACUUGUUCUGAAUCUAGAUCCAUUUCAUGUAAUUUCUGCUGCAUAUUAGAUAAUGACAUGAGACCUAGCAGUGAGUUAUGUAAUAAGAGUAUAAUGAGAAUGAUAAAGGAGCACGAUAUGAAGUAGAGCCUAUAUAUUGAUGGUUAUGUUUUUGUUUAGUAACAGUCAGAUGUAAUCAUGUAAUCAAUAAAUCCCUUC